Molecule: messenger RNA, 2129 nt
Organism: Jaminaea rosea
Lineage: Eukaryota; Fungi; Basidiomycota; Exobasidiomycetes; Microstromatales
Exons: 2
Coding region: 77-2044 (655 amino acids)
Source: RefSeq, a predicted model, not a curated record
UCCCGCCCUCGAUUCGUCGAUUGAGUGUUGGUUCCUCCUACUCUCCACACGAUACCACCGCCAUAUCGCGCCGCGCAUGGACGUCCAUCUCAGCACCCUCGACGCUACGCUGGCCAGCAUAGCUCAGCUGCAGCGACACGUCUUGACGAACCCCAAACCGCAACCCUUCACCAACGCCUACCUCGCGCCAAUCGACGCGACGCUCCUCGCUAGCCCGCGCCCACCGCGCGACUUCAUCAGAGAAUGUGAUGCCUUUGAGCGCAGGCUCUUCCAUUUCCCCGCACCCGGUGGGAUGAUUGACGAUGGAUCCGACUCCUCGGCGGCCGACAGGAUGCAGCAGCAGCAUCGCGACGUGGAAGAGGAGGCGGCUGAUGUAGCUGCGGAGCUCGUGCCGAGGAAGCCAGAGAUCAGGACAGUCAGUGUGCCCACGCCGCUGCGACCCUCUGCGCAGGGAGGCGGCAAUCGCAACGGUGGUGCUAGAGGGUCGAAGCAGUACGAUGCGAGGGCAUCUCUCAUGGCGGCUCAGCGACUCAAUGACAACUACCAACGCGCCCCACGAGCGCGCAAGCACAUCCGCCACCUCCUCAAACGCAACACCGAACUCUCCACCGCUGCCUCAGCCCACACGGCUCAAGCUGCCAAGCUGGAAGACGUCCUAGCCCGUAUCGCGAGCGGCCAGGAUCCGAACACGAUGAUGGACGAGCUUUCUGCCCUCCUCGACGGGUCCAAUUCCAUCGACGCGCCCACCGCAACGUCGUCGACUUCCCAGGAUGACAAGGCAAAGAAGCGCAGAUUGAGGGAAAUGCGCGAGAAGCUGCAGACAGCGCGCGAGGAGCUGAAUCGCGAGGAAAUGGAGGUCCUGGCACUCGAAGAGAUGAGGGAGGACAUGCUGCGCAGACGCAAGGCAGUGAUGGCCAAGAAGGCGGGAGCAACGGGAGCGAGCGGACCGAGUACGGAUGCGCCAGGGAAGAGAGUGCCUCGGGUGGUAGCGGCAGCGCAGGCACAGGCAGCUGCAGCGGGAGCUUCUAAGCCUCGCACGUCAGCUGACGCGUCGACCUCAUCAUCACCCAAGGCAGCAAAGAGCACCGCUCCGCUCGGUCCCGGCGUUCGCAAGCUGGCAGCGAGCGCCCGAGGGCGACCCAGCGUGGCUCUGCCCCAAAGCAAGCCGGCAGAAAGCGCGAGCGCGAGCGCAAGUGCCAUCAGAAAACCCUCGACUACGCUGCGCAAGCCCUCUGCCGUCGGAGCAGGUCCGCGAGGCUCAGUUGUCAAGUCAGUAGAGCCUGCGCCGGCAGCGGCUGCUACGACCGACGAUACCCUGCAGCCCGAAGGCGGCCAUCACGAUGAUGGAGACGACGACAUUACGGUCCGUCUGAAGCCCGGCGAGUCGCAGGCACCCACGCAAGAAGAAGAGGCAGAGGCCGACGAGAGUCUCCUCCUCCCUCCCCCUACCACCACCACACCCGCAUCGACCGACCCCCUCUUCCGUGACCCUGAGUCCACGGACGAACUAGAGCGACUAAGCGAAAAAGUCUGGGACACCUUUGGCGAGCACCUCCGCUUCUUUGCUUCUCACCUCGAGUCGGCUGACGCGACGACCACGCUGGGCCUGUUGCGCAAGCUGCUGGGCGCUUCGACGCUCGAGGGUGCGGCGGGCGGUGCAGCAAGGGGAGGAGGGGGGGAUGACGGGUCCUCCGUCUCGUCAGGAGCGGCCACGAGCUCUAGUACAGCAAGCAGCAGUGCGGCUGGUACGGCUGUUGCUCCCCCUACGGUGCAGGCGCGUAUCACUGCUCUUACCCUGUUGCACCUCCUCACUUCCUCGGACGCGGAGCAGCCGCAUAGCGUUGAGUUCCCCCUGCUUAAGACGCGUGCGAGGCGGUGGUACGAGGACGAGGUGAGCGAGGAGGAGAGGCUGGUGCACCAGCGUGAGGAGGGUGGCGCAACGGAUGGGGAGGCUCUGGUUACUAAGGCGGUGUAUGCACUCGUGGCUAAGAAGCUGUUGAGGAUCAGGAGGAGUGGGGGAAUGGCGAGGGUUGGAUUCAGUUGAGCGCGGGCGCGCGUGCACGCGUGCGAGCAGGGAGGAGCGAGCGUGCUGUGGAAUCGAAUGUGAUAUCAGCGCGAAGGCGCAUCAG